CCGGUGCUUACCAAUUCUAAAAGCGGUUUGGAAAUGGUUUCAAUUCUCGAAAUCCUUCUUAAAUCCGUACCGUACAUUUUUUUAACAGCUAAAAAAUAUGUUUACGUUAAAGCUACAGAAGUAGUGCGAAUCAGUGCGUCUUUCUCUUAAUGGAGAGUGUUCCUCCCUAAUGUAUAUGGCUAAGCUCACAGGCAAGCAAAGAUGUUUAUUCUUUGAAUAAGUGCAGCUGAAGACUGCAUCAAACAAAAACAGGAGCUGCAAAGCUGUGCACUUAACGUGCGUAGUGCAAAUUUCACUGAACCUUCGUGAACUGAAGCGAACUCGUAGUCAGUGUACAGAAGCCACUGUUCUGUUAAAGUACAUUCAGUUUGUCCCUACGUGAAUGUAAGGCGAGCGUUUAUCCUUCGUAAGAACGUUCUCUUUUAUUUUUAGAUGAGCAAACGUACAAGAUUUUUACAUUUCCAAAUUUUAUACAAAUUGACGACCAACGAUACACGACGUCGGAUUUGUUUCGUCGUACUGAUUACUUUUACUACGGUGGUCGUGCUUGUUUCACAAAGAUAUUUUUGGAAGAUUUUGCAGCACAAUUUGAUCAAUACCGUACCAUCAUUCGAAAAAUUCUCUGACUAUUACAAUUUUAUGAGAAAAAAUGAAAAAUUGAAGUUGACACGUGAAAAUAUGGAAUUGGCUUAUUUUGUCUACCAAAGCAUUAAAUUCAAAAUCUUUGUGGGCUGUCCAAAAAUUGAUUUAUCUAAAUUAAAACGAUCAGAAUACAAUGAAUGGGUAUCUGAACAAUUUAAUGAAAAUUAUAAACAAUUUGUCUAUUUUUAGAUGAAUCAAAACAAUUCAAACCUGUGAAAAAAAUUGUACGUUAUGCAUUGUCGGUGACGCAUGCACAUUUGAAGUUUGAAGAUAUGCCAGAUUGUCUGCCAGCCGAGGAUAUUGAAGAAAAUUAUUUCACUGAAAUGAUACUUAGAUCGGGCACUGUCAAAAAGAUAGCUUAUCCAAGACUAUCGUGUACAACAUUAAAAUCUAUUGAACGUCGAACAAAUCCAAAUGGUUAUUUGCGUGCAUGCGGUUAUUCAGUAGUUGUAACAAACUGCAACGUUAUCGUUGCAUUUACUGAAUUAUUGCGCACCGAAACCGUUAAAGAAUUCAUAAAUUUAUUAUGCACAAUUAUUCGUAUUACACCAACUAUUUCAUCAUUUGUUUUUUAUGAUGACAUGUGCCAUGUAAUUAAACAUAUUAUACUCCAUUACAACACAUCAUCAAAAACGCCAAUUAGAAAAACAGAUGCUAUGGAUAUUUUGUAUGAAACAAAAUUUUUGAUUGACAAGUUCCAUUUCAAUAAUCACCAGGACAAAUGGUGUAAGGAAUAUCUUGAUUAUAAAAAUUAUCCAGAAACAGACAUCAUGAAUACACAAGCAGCCGACAGUGUUUUCGCUGGCUAA
This is a messenger RNA of Didymodactylos carnosus, 1451 nucleotides long. The record is from the annotation of a GenBank genome assembly. NCBI's taxonomy places the organism in Eukaryota, Metazoa, Rotifera, Eurotatoria, Philodinida, Philodinidae.